AAAAAAGACAAUAAAUAGCAAUAAUUUGGCUGGAGGCACAAAUGACAGCUACAGUGAGGUCGCUAGUGAAUCAGUCCAUGGAGACCAGACAUCAUCAAAUUUCCCUGGACACCCUCUCGCCACAUAGGUAAGUUUGUAAAGUUCCAAUUGAGAGUUGACAAGGGCGAUCCAGUGCUGCAAAGUCGGGGGUGAUGGUCCCAUCCAGUGAAGAGCAACAGUCUUUUUACCGUAGAACAAAAGCAGUCUCAUUAAGGUUCUAGUUCGGGCUCUGGGUACCAUGGAGUCCACUAAUCCCAAUAGACAAGUGGCAGGGUUAAGUACCUGGGGCAGGGCUAGUUCCGUUCCCAUAAAUUGAGUGACCUGGUGCCAAAACCUGUUCACAGCAGGACAAUGCCACAUCAUAUGAAGAAAAUCGGCUAGCUGUUCACUACACCUCGGACACUUAGGUAGAUGGAAAUGUUGCUUUUAAUAUGCUCUUGCCCAUUUUAAAUUGCACCUAGAAUCACCACACACAAGGGAGGGAAAUGGUGCUUAUAAUACGCUUUUGCCCAUUUCAAAUUGCACCUAGAAUCACUACACACAUAAGGCAGGGAAAUGUUGCUUAUAAUAUGCUCUUGUCCAUUUUAAAUUGGACCUAGAAUCACUGCAUACACAAGGCAGAGAAAUGCUGCUUAUUAUACGCUCUUCACCAUUUUAAAUUUGAAUUGCACCUAGAAUCUCACACACACACAGCUGUGAGCAGCAGUCAGAGCACCCCUGCCCCAGGCACAUUACAGUGAAAGGCUACUGGGUAGGCAGUUGUCAGACACUCCCUUACAUAUGACAGGCUGCAGUCAAGCAGUUUGCAGACGCUCCCUAGAUAUGACAGGCUGGGCUGCCUCCUAGUAGCCGGCAGUAGGAGUCACGCUUGGAGCCCGGGAGGGAUUAUAGGCUGCGGAGCAUUGGGGAGAGGAUAUCCCGGCGCAUCGCACAAUCUGAUGAGCUUUGGCAGCGAGGAGCUGUGAUUUUCACAGGCCAGAGUUAGUGGAGCUGCUGGGUUUGGACGGAUACCUAGCUCCGCACCUGGGAUUGUUUGUUCCUAUGCAAAUACCUCGACUGCUGGAAUCCUCUUUCUCUAGGACCCCGGUGCAUCCUACCGCAGCGUCCCGCUCGUCAUCCCCGGACACUCGGAUUCCCCCAUCGCGAUCUGUAGGGGGAGAGUGGGGGGCACCAUACUGCCUGCGAUGCUCUGAGGACGGGCGGGGGGAGCCGCAAACAUGACGGUGGAUUUUGAGGAAUGCAUCAAGGAUUCACCCCGCUUUCGGGCAGCAAUAGACGAGGUGGAAACAGAUGUGGUGGAAAUUGAAGCCAAACUUGACAAGUUGGUGAAACUAUGCAGCAGUAUGCUAGAAGCUGGUAAAACCUACCUUACAACCAACAAGCACUUUGUAAGUGGCAUCCGAGACUUAUCACAGCAGUGCAAGAAAGAUGAGAUGAUCUCGGAAUGCCUGGACAAAUUUGGGGACAGUCUACAGGAGAUGGUGAACUACCACAUGAUCCUGUUUGAUCAAGCCCAGAGGUCUGUACGGCAGCAGCUGCACAUCUUUGUCAAAGAUGAUGUGAGGAAAUUUAAGGAAUCCAAGAAGCAGUUUGAUAAGGUGAGAGAGGACCUGGACAUUGCACUAGUGAAGAAUGCGCAGGCACCACGCCACAAACCGCAUGAAGUGGAAGAGGCCAGUAGUACUCUGACCAUAACGAGGAAAUGCUUCCGGCACCUUGCACUUGACUAUGUAUUACAGAUCAAUGUCUUGCAAGCCAAAAAGAAGUUUGAAAUCUUGGAUGCAAUGUUGUCAUUCAUGCAUGCCCAGUACACCUUCUUCCAGCAAGGAUACAGCCUGCUAAAUGAGCUGAAUCCCUAUAUGAAAAAACUCGCCUCAGAGUUGGACCAACUGGUGAUAGACUCUGCUGUGGAAAAGAGGGAGAUGGAGCACAAACAUGCUACCAUUCAGCAAAGAACGCUUCUUCAGGACUUUUCCUAUGAUGACUCCAAGGCGGAUUUUAAUGUUGAUGCUCCUAAUGGGGUUGUGAUGGAAGGAUAUCUCUUCAAGAGGGCCAGCAAUGCAUUUAAAACAUGGAACCGGAGAUGGUUCUCCAUCCAGAAUAGCCAGUUGGUUUAUCAAAAGAAGCUGAAGGAUGUUCUGACUGUGGUCGUGGAGGAUCUGAGACUAUGCACUGUGAAGCCUUGUGAAGAUUCUGAAAGGCGGUUUUGCUUUGAGGUUGUCUCGCCUUCCAAGAGCUGCAUGCUUCAGGCUGACUCUGAAAAGCUCAGACAAUCGUGGAUCCAGGCAGUGCAAGCGAGUAUUGCCUCUGCAUAUCGGGAGAUUCCAGAUAAUUAUUACAUAGAGCGGCUUGAUAGAACAGCGUCCCCCUCCACUAGCAGCAUUGACUCGGCCAGUGAUUCCCGGGAGCGCAGUGUGAAAGGAGAGAGCAUUCUGCAGAGAGUGCAGAGCAUAGCAGGAAAUGACCAGUGCUGUGACUGCGGGCAGACUGAUCCUCGAUGGGCCAGCAUUAAUCUGGGCAUCACACUUUGCAUUGAGUGUUCUGGGAUUCACAGGAGUCUUGGUGUGCACUUCUCUAAAGUCCGUUCCUUGACUUUGGAUUCGUGGGAACCCGAGUUACUGAAGCUGAUGUGUGAAUUAGGAAACAGCACAAUAAACCAGAUCUACGAGGCAAAAUGUCAGCACUUAGGCCUCAAAAAGCCAACGUCAGGGUGUUCUAGGCAGGACAAAGAGAUUUGGAUAAAGGCCAAAUACGUGGAGAAGAAGUUCUUGAAGAGGUUAGGGGCAGUGGAAGUAGAAAAUGACAGGAAACCACAAAGAUGGAGUAUGAAGAAAUGCAACCGUAACAACAGCACCACCAAAGUGCCCUCUACCCGCAGGAAAUACCGACAUGAGAAGGGCAGUGCUUCUCCAGCCAUGCAUUCUUCAGCCGCAACACUGGAGAGGAAAUUCCGGCGGGAUUCUCUGUUUUGCCCAGAUGAGCUGGACUCUUUGUUUUCUUACUUUGAUACGGGAUCUGGGCCACGCAGUGUCAAUCCGCUUCCUGCGCAGCACCCCCUGCCAGCUGUACCGUGGACUGGCAGUGGAGCUGAGCCCGGUGGGAGCGCUAUGCCGUUCCUUCCGGAUGGAGGUUUGAGCAGUGACAGUGGACUCGGGGGCAGUACAGACGGCAGCAGUGAUAUAGUGGUAUUUGGAGCUGUGGUGGACAGCGUCACAGAGGAAGAGUGUGAGGUUUCAGAAGACUCAAGUGGGGAAGCUGAAACUGAACCGGAACCAUCAGAUCCAGAAGAUCUACGGGAACUACAUCCAGGGCUGUUAAUGUACAGGGCGUCACGUGCCAGAAACCUUCCAUUUACGGCAGAAGCUCUGGCUAAUGGCGCCAAUGUAAACUGGGUUAAUGAUGAGGAUGAAAGCAAGACCCCCCUAAUCCAAGCAGUCAUAGGGGGGUCACUCCUUGCUUGUGAGUUCUUGCUGCAGAAUGGGGCAGACGUGAACCAAACUGACAUGAGAGGAAGGGCACCGAUUCACCAUGCCACAUAUCUGGGACAUACUGGUCAGGUCUGUUUGUUCCUGAAACGAGGGGCCAAUCAGCAUGCGGUAGAUGAAGAUGGACAAGAUCCACUCAGCAUCGCAGUGCAGGCAGCCAACGCAGAUAUUGUUACAUUGCUUCGACUUGCUCGGAUGAAUGAAGAGAUGAGGGAAGCAGAAGGACCAUUCGGCCAACCAGGUCAAUAUCCCAGCAACAGUCCAACUGAGCAGCAGUACAGAAAGUGCAUCCAGGAAUUCAUCUGCCUUAAUAUAGAUGAGUGUGACACUACUUAUUUGGACAUUUUCCGUGAAUUUUCACACAUGGCCUCCAACAACCCUGAGAAGCUGAGCCGGAGAAGUAUUCAUUUCAGUAAUUCUUGCAGAUAGUUUAUGUGCAACUAUUUCCCUGCGAAGAUUCAUCUCUCAAAAACCAACAGGGACAUUCCAUAAGGAACGACAUUCUCUUUGGAGCAGUACAGCUCUGCAUAUACCCAAACAUUAAAGCCCAGCCAAACAGCUGAAUACUGAGCAUCUUGCUAUAAUUGCCCCCAGCAGUCUUUUUCAUAUGGAGAGAGUGGCAAUCACAUGAUGCACAGUUUGUCUAAACCAUCUCCUACAAGUACAUAUAUAAAUAUUUUUAUUGUCAAGUUAGGUAUAUCAUUAUCUGUAAUAUUAUACUGUACAAUUUGCAAAUGUGUGAGAACAAUGAAUGCCACUAUCUUACUUAUUGCCAAUGGACCUGAAUACAAUGCACUUAAGAGUAUAGGUGGGAAAAGUGUUCAUUUCCCUUAUGAUUGACAAGUAUAUAUCUGAAAGAGUGUUUGCAAUACACAUGUGUAUAUAUAUAUAUAUAUAUAUAUAUAUAUAUAUAUAUAUAUCAGGAAGUACCUCUAGUGGCAACACUGCACCUGUAGAUGGGCAGGAUACAUUGGCUUUAAUAGGCUGGACUGGAAAAUUAAUUCUGCUUAUAGUUUUAAUGGAAGAAAAUCUUGUAUUGGUCACAUAUUGUUAUAAACAUAUAUAUUGUACUUAU
This is a messenger RNA of Xenopus laevis (African clawed frog), 4599 nucleotides long. RefSeq names its product rfGAP with coiled-coil, ankyrin repeat and PH domains 2 L homeolog (gene acap3.L). The record is from RefSeq and is a predicted model, not a curated record. Lineage: Eukaryota; Metazoa; Chordata; Amphibia; Anura; Pipidae. Gene Ontology annotation, molecular function: GTPase activator activity. The transcript has 26 exons. The coding region runs from base 1257 to 3953 and encodes 898 amino acids. Gene Ontology annotation, cellular component: cytoplasm; endosome membrane.